UAAACCCAGCAAAGUUUAGUUCAUUCUGGAAAUGUCUGGGUUUCUGGGAGUAGAAUAUAUAAGGCGUGUGUUCUGAGUGCUGCAGCAGAUCAGAGACUGAAGACUGCGAGAUCACAUCAGUUGGUUUGAGAGAAGUGAAAGAAGAGGCAGAGACAAUGCUGAGCUGUCGGGCUUUCCACACAUCACAUCUUUGCCAGCAGCCUGUGUACUCAUUGUGGCCUGUUCCACGCAGAGUCAGUGAGCCACUUGAAUGCAAUGUGUGGAAACAGGUGGAAGAAGUGAGAAAGAGCAUGAUCUUCAUGGAGCGAGUUCUUGAGGAGCUGGCAAAAGAAUUUUGGGAGGAAAAAACAAGAAAUCAGGACAACAGACCUGAUGAUAAUGAAAAAGGUAAAAGACAAUCAGAGGACAAGGAGGGAGAUGGCUUUUGUCUGUCCCUGGAUGUCCAGCGAUUCUCCCCAGAAGAACUGAAGGUGAAAGUACUUGGAAGAAAAGUGCUGGUGACAGGAAAACACGAGAAGAAAAGUGAUGAUGGCAGCGGCUCUUCCAGCUACAAAUAUGAAGAGUUCAGGAGAGAAUUUCAGCUGCCAGAAGAUGUCGAUGCUGAAGAUCUUAACUGCUGUUUGUCACAGGACGGUCGGUUAAAGGUUCAAGCCCCACGCCUGGCACUGCCAGCUGUGAAUGAACGAACCGUGCCCGUCAACAUCACCUCGGAUACAACCAGUCCCCGGCUAAAUCCUGGUCAAGAGGCACAGAAACUGGAGAGUGGAAAAGAAUGAGGGGAACAAGGAAGAGGACGAAGUAAAAAUGGACAAUGAAAACUCAUUUACAGUUAACUUUUGUACAAUGUAAGAGUGGUUUAUAUGCAGAACUGAGUUUCUGAGACUAUGAUAUGAAGGCCUUAUGUUGAAACUUAAUUGUUUUCAUCUUGUAUGUUUGUGCUGUUAGCAGCCUUCAUAUGGAUUAUUUAUAUAUAGAUUUAUAUUGGAACAAUAAA
Molecule: messenger RNA, 994 nt
Organism: Carcharodon carcharias (great white shark)
Lineage: Eukaryota; Metazoa; Chordata; Chondrichthyes; Lamniformes; Lamnidae
Product: heat shock protein beta-11-like
Exons: 1
Coding region: 156-776 (206 amino acids)
Biological process (GO): protein refolding; response to heat
Molecular function (GO): protein folding chaperone
Source: RefSeq, a predicted model, not a curated record